Messenger RNA from Caenorhabditis auriculariae, 693 nucleotides. Lineage: Eukaryota; Metazoa; Nematoda; Chromadorea; Rhabditida; Rhabditidae. The record is from the annotation of a GenBank genome assembly.
AUGCCUCAGCCACUUCAAAUCGAUCUUUUGAUCGUUCAGAAGCUGCGCCAAUUCGUCGAUCCAAUACGAAAGAAGGCAAAUAUCUAUUCCGAACGAUCGACGCGUUAUCAAAAAAUUAAUAGAUACCAAUGUAUAUAUAUAUGGGGCUAUCAAUCAUGAUAAGGUCAGAGGUCAGUAUUGAUAGAUUUACAAGGCCUUUAUGAGGAAAGGAGGAGUUUCUGCGCUCUAUCGAUAAUUUAUCAAAUGAGACAUGGGUGGAUAACAGGAGGUAUCUAUCAAGAUCAAAUGAGACAUGAGUGGAUAACAUUUCUGGUCGUUUUUGAGAAAUUUCUUAGUUCAAUUAAUUUCCUUAUAAGUAGACAGUGAAGUUCAUAGUCAUUCUUUUAUCGCUUUGGCCUCACUUGAUUAUUCCGACUCCAUUCUAUUUACUUUUUCAUCAAGUAGCUACUCAAGUGUUCUUCUUCCAGUUGAGCACCUUCUUUGACUUUAUCCCUGAGUUCUAGAUCGUUUCAACUUCAUAACUUGAAUUAUCCAGCUUGUUCCAAGCCCAGAUUCUCCAGACGGCUUAAUUCUGGCGGCGAUUUCCUGCCUGUCUACCUGAGAACCACCGCCAUUCGCGCUGGGGGUGUCUGGCGCGCGCCCUUUGACGGCUUAGACGGCAUCCCUCCGCCAAUCGGCACAAAUUCUGUCUAG